GAUUUUUUAUUUACAGUUUAGUUGUUUAAGCGGUGCUUGGAAGUCAGGCUUGUACGCGUGUUUAGCAAGUGUUUCAAAAAAUUAUCAAAUAUUUAUUUUUUUGAUUUGUUUUGUAUUUUAUUGAAAUGCUGCUAGUAAUAAACAAUUAUUGAGUUCAUCAUCAUGUGUCGAAACUUGUUUGAAAUGCGCUCAAAGCGCCUGUUUGUGAAAUUUGUUGUGCUGUUCAGUGCGUUUGUGGGAAUAAUUGAGUGUAAUUUAACGCCCCGCAAUAUAGCCUUACACGACUAUCCAUUGCAAGAACACACAGUACAAACUAGCGAUGGUUAUCUUCUCAGCAUCUAUCGUAUACCAGCAGUGGCGAGAGCACAAAAGAACGGAGUCGUAUUACUGCAGCAUGGUUUCACACUCUCCUCCGACGUUUGGCUGCUGCGCGGCCCCAAAGAAGACCUGCCUUACUUAUUAGCCGACGCAGGCUAUGACGUCUGGCUGGGCAAUCAUCGUGGCAAUGAAUAUGGUCUCAAACAUAGCAAUUUCGAUCCCACUUUGGAUAGAGCACACUUUUGGAAUUUCACCUGGCACGAGAUGGGCUACUAUGAUCUGCCGAAUAUAAUGGAUUACAUACUUGAGGAAACAGGUGAAAAGUCUUUGCACUAUGUGGGUUAUUCACAGGGUGGUUUGGUAGCGUUGGUUCUCUUGAUGACACGCCCCGAAUAUGCCGGAAAGUUUAAGUCCAUGCAAUUUACUGCACCUACUGUAUAUAUGAAGAAUCUCAAUGCACCGGUGCCUGCGUCAUGGAUUGGUAAGCUACGAGAAUAUUUGUCACGCCUACAUGAUUGGUGGGGCUAUGGUGAAACGCUACAAUUUGCGCGUUGGAAUUUGCAUAAACGCAUCUGUAAGGUGGCUUGUGCUGAUGGCUCUUGGUUCAGACCAAUAUUCACGAAAGUAUAUAGUAUGCUCGGUGGACCGGUAGAUGCGAAUGAGAAUUAUGAGCACAUCUUAACGGAUAUUUGCGGUAGUGUACCGGUGGGCGCGUCUAGCAAACAACUCCUGCAUUAUAUGCAACUAUACGCCACUGGCGAUUUCAUGCAAUUCGACUAUGGUAGCGCAGAUCGUAAUGUACGGCAAUACGGUCAAGUGGCGCCACCCAGUUACAAUGUGAGCACCAUCCAAAAUUGCAUCUCCAUCUAUUACAGCGAAACUGAUAAACUGUGCGGUCCAGAAGAUGUGCGUCAACUCGGUAGAGACCUACAAUGUGCAGAGUUGCAUCGUUUGCCUUACCCAGCAUGGAAUCAUGGCGAUUUUGUUUGGUCGCGCUAUGCGCGUCUCGCUUUACAUGAACCCAUCAUAGCGAAAAUGAACGCUUGGCAGGAUGGCGUAAAAAGUUUAGGCUAACGGGUUUGUCUAAAAUUUGUAAAUAAUCCUAAAUUUUCUCUUAUUGAGAAGUUGGCUAGUGUAAAUUUUAAUAAUUUAUUUGUUCUCAAAAUUAUUGUGCAUUUAAUAAAGUUUUAUUUAUAAUGUC
Messenger RNA from Zeugodacus cucurbitae (melon fly), 1519 nucleotides. RefSeq names its product lipase 3. Bases 163 to 1392 code for a protein of 409 amino acids. The record is from RefSeq and is a predicted model, not a curated record. The transcript has 3 exons. NCBI's taxonomy places the organism in Eukaryota, Metazoa, Arthropoda, Insecta, Diptera, Tephritidae. Gene Ontology annotation, molecular function: hydrolase activity, acting on ester bonds. Gene Ontology annotation, biological process: lipid metabolic process.